AUGCCACAUCGACGACGGUGUCAACAAGAACUUGAGGUGGCGUUUGUAGUACCCGUGCUCAUCUGUACCACAGCACCGAACCCAUGCCUUCAACCACUGGCAUUCAUUUUCACAUAUAUAUGUGACUGCUCCACUGAAAAUUCCCUCUUUCGACCCAUCCCCGUCCCAACGUGGCUACCACACUUCCCUCUGCACGACUUUAUUUCUGCCCGAAACCACCACAUUCACGUUCUACUUCUGCUCUGUGGCAUGGCCUUCGAACCAGCUCUUCCAUACAUUAGUACCACAUCAUCUCCCAUACUACUGCGAGGUACUAUAAAUUCAGGGAAGACUCGAGGUGCUGCCCAAAUAUGUCGUGUUCUAUUCAUUAUGGAAACCAGAAAAUAA
This is a messenger RNA of Echinococcus granulosus, 387 nucleotides long. RefSeq lists its product as hypothetical. The record is from RefSeq and is a predicted model, not a curated record. The transcript is spliced from 2 exons. The coding region runs from base 1 to 387 and encodes 128 amino acids. NCBI's taxonomy places the organism in Eukaryota, Metazoa, Platyhelminthes, Cestoda, Cyclophyllidea, Taeniidae.